Hirundo rustica (Barn swallow) is the source of this 802-nucleotide messenger RNA. RefSeq names its product transmembrane protein 216 (gene TMEM216). Gene Ontology annotation, cellular component: ciliary transition zone. Lineage: Eukaryota; Metazoa; Chordata; Aves; Passeriformes; Hirundinidae. Gene Ontology annotation, biological process: non-motile cilium assembly. The transcript is spliced from 5 exons. Bases 87 to 548 code for a protein of 153 amino acids. The record is from RefSeq and is a predicted model, not a curated record.
GGACAGCUGAGCACCUGGGAGACCCCCUCUUCUACCAGGAUUCACUCUGGCUCCGCAAGGAAUUUGCCCACUUCCGCGGCUGAUGGAUGCCCAGAAUCCCCUGGAGUCUCCUUGCACUCCGCAGGCUCGGUCGGGGCCGCCAUCGCUCCUCGGCUCCGCUGCAGGUCCUGCUCUUCCUCAACGGCUGGUACUGCGCCACGUAUUUUCUCCUGGAAGCAUUCGUGUUCGUGUACAAAGGGCUGCUCCUGCCCUAUCCCGUCUCCAACCUGGUGCUGGACGUGGUGCUGCUCCUCCUCUACCUCGGCAUUGAGGCCACGCGCAUCUUCUUCGGCUCCAAGGGGAACUUGUGCCAGCGGAAGGUGCCGCUGUCCCUCAGCCUGGCGCUUACAGUGCCGGCAGCUGUGCUGGCCGUGUACUACCUGCUGCUCCAGACAUAUUCCCUGCGCCUGGAAGCAUUCCUGAGCGCCAUCCUGCUCCUCUUCUACGGCCUGGAGCUGCUCCUGGGCUUGCUGGCGCUGCUCUCCUUCUCCAGCACGGAUCCCUACUGAGGACACGGCCCAGGGACACAGGGAAGCAUCACCCGUGCCAGCUCUAUUUCCCAGCCCUGGGAAGGGGGAGGAUCCCACCUUUCCCACUGCCCAUUUCACCUGUUGCCACACCGAUUCAUCCCUCCCUUUUCCUGUUUCCCACUUCACUCACUCCCCCCUGGACAUAUCCCUCCCACCUUUCCCACUUCCCACUCCACUUGGGACUCCUCAAGGUAGGAAGAAUCCUUUUUUUUUUUCCUACGACCUGCCAGGAU